GAUGAGACCGGCGACUGAGCAAGCCCCUGCCGCCGCCUUCGCUGUCGCCCUCCCAGUUGCUGCCGUCGGUCGGGACCAGUCCCCGCCUUGCGCCUUCUGCCGCCGGGUCCAGAUCGGGUCCCGGCUUUGGGCGCCCCGGGGCUCGCCCCGCGCCUGCCGCCGCCCGCGCGCCGACUGCCCGCCGCGUCCUCCUGACAGCUGCGGCGGCGGCGAUGAUGCAGAGGAGGAGGGUGCUGCCGGCGGCGGUGCUGAUGGUGGCGGUCGGCGCCCGGGUGUGAUGAGAGCGUCAUGGUGGAGACGCUGGCUUCGAGGCGGUGAGAGAGCGAAGGAGGGCGAGAGCCAGCCAAGGGCGGAAGACAGAACAGUUCCGAGCGCGACCGCUUUCUUUCCUCUCUCGCUUUCCCCCCACUGUAUUUUGCCCGUGGUUUGCAUAUUUAAAAUCUCCGGACUCCAUCCUCUCCCUACCCACGAAGUCUCCCCGUUUCUAAAUGGAAUUAGUGGAGAUCGGAGCCUCUGGUGUAACGCACAGACAUGAUCUAUGGACGCAGUUUGUUUCACAUUAUAGCAAGUUUAAUCAUCCUCCAUUCCUCUGGAGCAACCAAGAAAGGAACAGAAAAACAAAUCACUUCGGAAACACAGAAGUCAGUGCAGUGUGGAACUUGGACCAAGCAUGCAGAGGGGGGUGUCUUUACCUCUCCCAAUUAUCCCAGCAAGUACCCCCCUGACCGAGAGUGUGUCUACAUCAUAGAAGCUGCCCCAAGGCAGUGCAUUGAACUCUACUUUGAUGAAAAAUAUUCAAUUGAACCAUCUUGGGAGUGCAAAUUUGAUCAUAUUGAAGUUCGAGAUGGACCUUUUGGCUUUUCUCCAAUAAUCGGAAGGUUUUGUGGACAACAGAAUCCACCUGUAAUAAAAUCCAGUGGAAGAUUUCUGUGGAUUAAAUUUUUUGCUGAUGGCGAGCUGGAGUCUAUGGGAUUUUCAGCACGAUAUAAUUUUACACCUGAUCCUGACUUUAAGGACCUUGGAGUUUUGAAACCAUUGCCAGCCUGUGAGUUUGAGAUGGGCGGUCCUGAAGGAAUUGUGGAGUCCAUACAGAUUUUGAAGGAAGGCAAAGCUUCGGCCAGUGAAGCCGUGGAUUGCAAGUGGUACAUCCGAGCCCCGCCACGAUCUAAGAUUUACUUGCGUUUCCUGGACUAUGAGAUGCAGAAUUCAAAUGAAUGCAAGAGGAACUUUGUGGCUGUGUAUGAUGGGAGCAGCUCGGUGGAGGACUUGAAGGCCAAGUUCUGUAGCACGGUGGCCAACGACGUGAUGCUGCGCACCGGCCUGGGGGUGAUCCGCAUGUGGGCAGAUGAGGGCAGUCGCAACAGCAGGUUUCAGAUGCUCUUCACAUCCUUUCAAGAACCUCCCUGUGAAGGCAACACGUUCUUCUGCCACAGCAACAUGUGUAUCAACAACACGCUCGUCUGCAAUGGGCUCCAGAACUGUGUGUAUCCCUGGGAUGAAAAUCACUGUAAAGAAAAGAGGAAAACCAGCCUGCUGGAUCAGCUGACCAACACCAGUGGGACGGUCAUUGGCGUGACUUCCUGCAUUGUGAUCAUCCUUAUUAUCAUUUCUGUCAUUGUACAGAUCAAACAGCCUCGUAAAAAAUACGUCCAAAGGAAGUCAGACUUUGACCAGACCGUUUUCCAGGAGGUGUUUGAGCCUCCUCACUAUGAGUUAUGCACGCUCAGAGGAACCGGAGCAACGGCUGACUUUCCAGAUGACUUUGAGAGUUACCAUAAACUGCGGAGAUCAUCUUCCAAAUGCAUUCAUGACCAUCACUGUGGAUCCCAACUGUCCAGCGCAAAAGGCAGCCGCAGUAACCUCAGCACAAGGGACGCUUCCAUCUUGGCAGAGAUACCGACCCAGCCAGUCAAGCCCCUCAUCCCACCCGUGAACAGAAGGAAUAUCCUGGUCAUGAAACACAACUACUCCCAAGAUGCUGCAGAUGCCUGUGACAUCGAUGAGAUUGAGGAGGUGCCCACCACAAGCCACAGGCUAUCCAGACAUGAGAAAUCCGUCCAGCGGUUCUGCCUCAUUGGGUCUCUAAGCAAACACGAAUCUGAGUACAACACAACUAGGGUCUAAAACGAAAACUCAAGCUAAUUUCCUCAAAACUCUUCAAGCCUAUCAACUGUUCUUGAAUUAGGAGAACGCAUCCCAUGCUCUGUAUGACCUUAAUAAGCUGGUGUGUUUGUUGCAUCUUUUUCAUUGGGAAAAAAUGUUUUAACUGUGCUUUAUUUUCAGAGAACUAUUUAUACACACAUGGGGACUGUGGAAAGAGAAUUCUGUAGUGAAUUGUGAAAAGUGGACAUAUUUCUAAAUUCAUUCCACUGCCUUUACCCAAACUUAAGAGUUACAGACAUGUGUUAUUCCUUCGGCAAGACAUCCCUGCUGCUGCACAAUGAUGUGUCCAUUUCCUAAUUUGGUUGCUGAUCACCAAGUGCUCCUUAGGUUUUAAAUACAUUCUAAGAUGUACGGAAACUUGAAGAAGAGAUUGGUUCCUGGUUAAGACUUCCCCAGCUUCACUUUAACUGUCCCCUCCACUCUCAUUUACGUGUUGUUCACGUCUUUGUUACAUGAUUGUACCGUGUGAUCUGUGAAAAAACAAACACAAAAACCACGACUUUGGGUGAACCUUGUGUUACAUGUACAUUGUUUUCAUUAUAUAGACUGCUUGAGAAUAGUGCGUUCCUGCGUGAUUUUGAACAUGCUGCAAUGAAAAAAAUGGAAAUGUGGAUCAUGGAAACACCAGCUAGAGGUUCAAUGGACUGUACACACCUGUUGUUUCCUUUUAAUUAAAUGCAGUAAAAAAAUAAUGAGUAAAAUCUAGAUUGCAAUAAGACAAAUAUCUUCCCCCUUCUUCCUCUGUGUUUCUCUCUCUCUCCCCCUUAUCAUUUCUAUGUACCCCUGGUUUCCUUUUUGUUUUUAUCAAGGGAAGAUACCGAGUUUCAUAAAUGCCUUCUUGAAAUCAGGUAUUUUACCAUUCACACCCUACAGCAGAAUUUUGUUUGAUUAAGCACUUAGUAAUAUGACUGAAUUGACAGUUUGAGAAAAUACCCUGCAUGUCAGUACUGGAUAUUUAGGUUGGAAAAAAUGCCCUCUUUAUUAGACACAUUGUAAAAAGCAUGCAUUCUCAAAUAUUGCUGUUACUCUUCCAUUUCUUUGUGUCAUAUGCUUGCUACUUGUAACUUUUAUAUAAAUAUAUAUAUAAAAUGUAUAAUAAUUUCCUAAUUUGAGUUAAGAGAAAUCCUUUCUUCUGUUGUGAAAAAAAGCAGAGUUACAUGAGCACAUGAUUUAUUAAUAUCAACUCUUCCCACACUCUAGAUUACAGGAUGUCAUUUAAUAUUGAGGCUUCCCUAAAUAUUUGAUUUCUAACAUCUUAUAAAUUUGUUUGCCUUUUAUAUUAAGAGUCUUCCUAAGUCAAUCGUUCAGAAUCACAGACCAUUUUAUGAUUACACUUCACCAUUACCCAUACACACAUGAGCCUUGAUGCUUAGUGGUUAUGAUAAGUUUUAUACAAAAAAUCUAGAACUAAUAGUACACAUAAGUUCUGUGGAAUUAUAUACACCCCCAUAAACACUGAAUGGAUAUUGUUUCAAAUAAAGUAUUCAAAACCUGAUUUUGAAAACUACAAUUACAGUAAAUUUGCUUUCUCUUUUCAAAAUAAUGAGUUUCUCAAGAAUAAAAUAAUUGAGACCUUCAAAUAGCAAAAAAAUUUGAUCAACUACAAUUUCUGCCAGCAGCUGGAGCAGGCUUUAAAGUCUAAAUGGAUAUUCCUUCUCAUAUGUCCCUAUCAGGAGGCCAAUAUCUUAUGUGUUAAAAUAUAAAUGAAAGAAAAAUAUCAAGUAAGUGGAGAUAAAGAAAAUUGUGAUAGAAAAACUAAAGGACUACAGCAAUUCUUGAAUAUUGGAAUCAUGAUCAACUUGCCUUGUGGAUUACUUGCUGCACAAGGACAUAUAUGCCAGGUGGGUUUGGUAGUCUACCUGUAAUACUGUCUCUCUGAAGACAGAGAAGAGUGUUCCCAGGGAAAACAGUCUAACUCAGUGGUUCUCAACCUGUGUAUCACGUCUCUUCUGAGGGUCAAACAACCUUUUCACAGAGGUAGCCUAAUACCAUUUGAAAACACAGAUAUUUACAUCACAAUUCAUAACCUUAGCAAAAUUACAGUUAUGAAGUAGCAACAAAAAUAAUUUUAUGGUUGAGGGUCACCACAACAUGAGGAACGAUAUUAAAGGAUCACAGAGUUGGGAACGGUGAGAAACACUAGUUUAACUAAAUGAGCUGAAUAGGACAGGUCUGGGUUCAGCAAGAGACCUUUUCCUACUAAACACAGUUAAGAAGACUAAGUGAGAACGAUACUCACUGUCAACAUCUGGUCUCCACACACAUGAACACAAUACAUACC
Molecule: messenger RNA, 4444 nt
Organism: Peromyscus leucopus (white-footed mouse)
Lineage: Eukaryota; Metazoa; Chordata; Mammalia; Rodentia; Cricetidae
Gene: Neto1
Product: neuropilin and tolloid like 1
Exons: 11
Coding region: 532-2124 (530 amino acids)
Molecular function (GO): protein binding
Source: RefSeq, a predicted model, not a curated record